AUGCGUUCCAUACUAAGCAUUGGAGCAUCCUUUAGAAUUGCCAAAGGAGCAAUCACAUAUUCGAAUCCAGCAUCUCUCUUGAUUGCUACGAAGUAUUCAUACCCAUUGAUUAGAUCCCAAAAUAGCUUUAGGUUAAAUAAAUAUUACUCUACUGGCAGUGGAGCAUCUGCUUCACCACCACCACCACCUCCACCUCCUCCUCCUCCUUCUGGCGACAAGAAUGCCAAAGGUAAAUUACUUCUUAACAGAAUUUCGAGAGCAUUUACAUUUCUGAUUUCCUCAUUGAUGGUGGUUGGAGCAUCUGGGGUCGCACUUCUUGUGGUGUACUUGAUCCUCUCAGAGCUAUUCCUCCCAUCAGGAGAUACUAGAACAUUUAAUAAGGCAGUUAAAUUGGUAGAAAAGAAUGAAGAAGCCCAGCAAAUAUUGAAUUUCAAAGCUGGUGAAAGAUUGAAGGCAUACGGUGAAACAUUUGGCGAUAAAUGGGUACGUAAUAGACCGGUGCAAAGUGUGAAGAGUAAAUCUGCAGAUGGAAAGGAUCAUUUGUUGAUGAAAUUUCAUGUCGAAUCUGAUGCUGGAUACCACGGUACCGUAUCAUUAGAUCAAGUAGAUGAAUCAUUCUGGAAGGCUGAAUUUGCUUACAUAGCCUUGGACACUCCAAACAGCUCCAAAAGAGUUUAUAUUGUAGAACCAAAGUUCCAAUCGAAGAACUAUGUACCUACUUUAAAUGGGAAUGACGGAUUCUUGGGACUCAAGUGGGGGCCAAAGAAAAAUUAA
Molecule: messenger RNA, 774 nt
Organism: Dujonia railenensis
Lineage: Eukaryota; Fungi; Ascomycota; Pichiomycetes; Serinales; Debaryomycetaceae
Source: the annotation of a GenBank genome assembly